CAAAACCAAAAGCCCAUUACACAGUGAGAGAGUUCCCGCCAACCAAUCACAUCGCACUGCCCCAAUCCCGCCGAAGGACAAAUCCGUCAAUUCAUAACUGGCACCACCUCACCGUUUCCGUAUUGACCAGUCUCCCCUUCCCACACCGUAUAAAACCACCGUCUCUUCCAUUUCUCCUCAGAUCUAGCUCCAUGGCUUCCCAGAAUGAAACUUCCAGAUCCGCCACCAGCAACGGAGACCUCUCCUCGUCUCCUGCUCCGCCGGCCUCCCGCAAGAUCGCUCUCAUCACCGGAAUCACCGGCCAAGAUGGUUCUUACCUCACCGAGUUCCUCCUCAACAAAGGGUACGAGGUCCACGGCCUGAUCCGUCGCUCCUCCAACUUCAAUACGCAGCGUAUCAAUCACAUCUACAUCGACCCGCACAACGCUCACAAGGCCCUUAUGAAGCUGCACUAUGCAGAUCUCACCGACGCCUCCUCCCUCCGCCGCUGGGUCGACAUCAUUCACCCCGAUGAGGUCUAUAAUCUCGCCGCGCAGUCGCACGUCGCGGUCUCGUUUGAAAUCCCUGAUUAUACCGCUGAUGUUGUUGCCACUGGGGCACUUCGCCUCUUGGAGGCUGUUAGAUCCCACAUCGCCGCCACUGGUCGAAAUCACAUCCGGUACUACCAAGCUGGAUCCUCCGAAAUGUUCGGAUCCACUCCGCCUCCCCAGUCUGAGAAUUCUCCUUUUCACCCUAGAUCUCCAUAUGCAGCAUCAAAAUGCGCUGCCCAUUGGUACACUGUGAAUUAUAGGGAAGCUUAUGGACUUUUUGCCUGUAAUGGUAUUCUGUUCAAUCACGAAUCGCCGAGGAGAGGCGAGAAUUUCGUGACUAGGAAGAUUACGCGCGCGGUUGGGAGGAUCAAGAUCGGGCUACAGAGCAAGUUGUUUUUGGGGAAUUUGCAGGCGUCUAGGGAUUGGGGAUUUGCAGGGGAUUACGUGGAGGCAAUGUGGUUGAUGUUGCAGCAGGAAAAGCCGGACGAUUAUGUGGUGGCUACAGAGGAGUCGCAUUCGGUGGAGGAAUUCUUAGAGGUGGCAUUUGGGUAUGUUGGGUUGAACUGGAAGGAUCAUGUGCUGAUUGACAAGAGGUACUUCCGGCCUGCAGAGGUGGAUAACUUAAAGGGCGAUGCGAGCAAAGCCAAAAAAGUACUUGGUUGGAAGCCUAAAGUGGGGUUUGAGCAGUUGGUGAAGAUGAUGGUUGAUGAAGACCUUGAAUUGGCUAAGAGGGAGAAGGUGCUGGUUGAUGCUGGUUAUAUGGACGCCCAGCAACAGCCUUGAUCAGUCUCUGCUCUGCAGCAUUCAUCCAAAUCUGUACUUGGAUGAACUGAGUCUAUAUCAUAAUUUAAUUUAAAUUAAACACCUUCAUAAUUUCCCUUUUUGAUGCUUUCCCCGCAGCUAAAUAGUUUCAUUUUCCCAGUUGUAUCCUGUCUAAUUUCUGUAAUCCUCAUUCAUUCGAUUCCACGAAGUUAAUAAUAGAAGCAAAUUUGUCCAAUCUGGGUUUCCCUUCUUUUGAGACUUCAAUUCAGUUUUGGUAUAUCAGAUGCCAAGUUUUGCAAAUAAGCUUUAUGUAUGGAAGCUGGGAUUGUAGGAUCUGAUCACUUCAAAUAUCAAGCCAUGAUUUAUGCAUGAAUCAGGUAACUAAUUUUGUAAUGGUUUCUGUCAGUAGAUUGAGUGAUAUUCAGUGAAUUGGUGUGGUUCUGCUGGUUGUUUAUUAAUUGGAUCAUGUGAUGUGUUGGUGUUUCACAAUAUGUUGUGUUCCACAAUAUAUAUGGCUACAUAUGCUUUCAAAAAUGCAAAAUCUUGUCUGCUAGAUUGCUUUGUUUCUUGUUAUUAGCUUACAUGUUGCUUUCUCUCUCCUGUUUUUUCCAUGGAAGAGAAGUCUGCACUCAGCAUCUUUUGGUGGGACUCCUUCCACUCUGUCAUUUUCAUU
Rubroshorea leprosula is the source of this 1965-nucleotide messenger RNA. The record is from the annotation of a GenBank genome assembly. Lineage: Eukaryota; Viridiplantae; Streptophyta; Magnoliopsida; Malvales; Dipterocarpaceae.